GAGAAGCGCUGAGCAGGGGAGCGGAGCGGUGCCGCGUUCCGGGUCCCGGAUCCCGGUUCUCCGGUCCUAGUCCCAGGCUGGUUCCUCUCGGUGACGCCGGGUCCUUGCAGCCGGCUCUGCCCGCGGACAGGCCAUGGCUCCCUAGUGCCCCCGGCCCGGCGGCGAUGGCGGCGCAGCGCAUCCGAGCGGCCAACGCGGGCGCGCUGCCGCGGUGCAAGUCGGAGGGGACGCUCAUCGACCUCGGCGAGGGCCUGCCUGAAACCAGCCUCUGCGAUGUCAAAGUGCCUUCUCCUAGUGCCUUGCUGAUUGACAAUCCCACAUGCUUUGGAAACGCGAAGGAAGUGAUAGCAAUCAAAGAUUACUGUCCAACUAAUUUCACCACUUUGAAGUUCUCUAAGGGGGACCACCUUUAUGUCUUAGACACAUCAGGAGGGGAGUGGUGGUACGCUCACAACACCACUGAAAUGGGUUACAUCCCUUCCUCCUAUGUCCAGCCUGUAAACUACCGCAACUCUUCCUUAACGGAUAGCGGGAUGAUCGACAAUCUACUGGAGAGCCCUGACGAAGGGGUCAAAGAGUUAGACCUGCUUGGAGAAUGGACUGAUGUGAAAAGGACCUCUGCAAAAACCUACAGUAACAACCCGUUCUUGAAUGGUGUCCAGACAAACCCAUUUCUGAAUGGGAAUCUGCAAAGAGUGCCCAGCUCGGACAGAGAGUCCAAUUCCAAUGUCACUGUUGACUUGCUGCUCUUUGACACAGGGGCUCCUGCUUCAGCUGCUUCCAGUUUGGCUGCUAAUAGCAGCCUGGGUAACAUUUUUGAUGAGUUUCCCUCUACAACUAGGCUGGAUCUGGAGCAGCCUGUGAAAAGGGACAAUCCCUUCUUCAGAAGUAAGCGCUCCUACAGCUUGUCUGAACUGUCUGUUCUUCAGGCCAAGUCAGAUGCUCCAGCAUCAUCAGGUUUCUUCAGCGGUCUGAAGUCUCCCACCCCUGAGCAGUUCCAGAGCCGGGAGGAUUUUAGGACAGCGUGGCUGAACCACAGGAAGCUGGCUCGGUCUUGCCAUGACUUGGAUUUGCUUGGUCAAAAUCCUGGUUGGGGUCAGACGCAACCGGUGGAGACCAACAUUGUCUGUAAGCUGGAUAGCUCUGGUGGAGCCGUUCAGCUUCCAGACACCAACAUCAGCAUCCGUGUGCCAGAAGGUCAUGUGUGCCCUGGGGAAACACAGCAGAUCUCCAUGAAGGCAAUGCUGGAUCCACCGCUGGAGCUGAACAGUGACAAGUGCAGCACCAUCAGCCCGGUCCUGCAGAUCAAACUCAGCAACAUGGAGGUGAAAACCUUCAUCAUUCUGGAGAUGAAAGUAUCAGCAGAGGUUAAGAAUGACAUCAUGAGCAAGAGCUUGGUAGGACUGCAGUGUCUGCGGAGUGACAUGAAAGAGGGGCCGUACACACCGAUGCAGCUGAGCUACUCCUAUGGGGACACAAUCCAGGUGCAGCUGGAGAACCUGGAGCCUUGCAUGUACAUCGCGGCCGUAGCCCAGGGGCAGAACAUCCUCUAUCCUUACACCGUGUGGGAUUACAUCAGCAAGAAGAUCACGGUUGGUGUCUACGGCCCAAAACACAUUCACCCCUCCUUUAAAACUGUUGUGGCCAUGUUCGGGCAUGAAUGUGCGCCCAAGACUCUCCUGGUGAAUGAGGUCACGAGGCAGUCCCACAGCCCAGCUCCUGUUGCCCUCCAGCUCUGGGGUAAGCAUCAGUUUGCUCUGUCCCGGCCUCAGGACCUCAAGCUCUGCAUGUUCUCCAACAUGACCAACUAUGAGGUGAAAGCUAGCGAGCAAGCCAAAAUCGUGCGGGGCUUCCAGAUGAAGCUGGGCAAGGUCAGCCGCCUCAUCUUCCCCAUUGCAUCCCUUGACCCCAAUGAGCUCUCAGACUUCACGCUGAGGAUACAGGUCAAGGAUGACAAGGAUGCCAUUUUGACCCAAUUCUGCGUCCAGACACCGCAGCCACCUCCAAAAAGUGCCAUCAAACCGAUGGGGCAGAGGCGGUUCCUCAAGAAGAAUGAGGUCGGCAAGAUCAUCCUUUCACCUCUGGCUGCCACCACCAAGUAUCCGGUUUUUCAGGACCGGCCAGUGUUGAGCUUGAAGUAUGGCAAGCUGCUGAAGACGGUGGUAAGGCAAAGCAAGAACCACUAUUUGCUGGAGUAUAAGAAAGGAGAUGUCAUAGCCCUCCUCAGUGAGGAAAAGAUCAGGUUAAAAGGGCAGCUGUGGACCAAGGAGUGGUAUAUUGGCUACUACCAGGGAAAAAUAGGCCUUGUACACACCAAAAACGUGCUUGUGGUUGGGAAGGUCAAGCCCAGCUACUUCUCUGGGCCAGAUCUGACCACCAGUCUAUUGCUUGAGCAGAUCCUGAGGCCCUGCAAGUUCCUGACCUACAUCUACGCCUCUGUGAGGACUCUGCUCAUGGAGAACCUCAGUAGCUGGAGGUCUUUUGCCGAUGCUCUGGGGUACUUGAACUUGCCGCUCACCUUCUUCUGCAGAGCAGAGCUGGACAGUGAGCCAGAGCGAGUGGCCUCUGUCUUGGAGAAGCUGAAGGAAGACUGCAACAACACUGAGAACAAGGAGAGGAAGUCUUUCCAGAAGGAGCUGAUGACGGCCCUGCUGAAGAUGGACUGCCAGGGGCUGGUGGUGCGGCUCAUCCAGGACUUUGUGCUGCUGACCACAGCAGUGGAGGUGGCCCAGCGCUGGAGGGAGCUCGCCGAGAAGCUCGCCAAGGUCUCCAAGCAGCAGAUGGAUGCUUAUGAGGCCCCGCACCGGGACAAGACAGGGACAGUGGACAGCGAGGCCAUGUGGAAGCCUGCGUAUGACUUCCUUCUCACCUGGAGCAGCCAGAUGGGCGACAGCUAUCGCGACGUGAUCCAGGAGCUGCACACUGGGCUGGACAAGAUGAAGAACCCCAUCACCAAGCGCUGGAAGCACCUCACUGGCACCCUGAUCCUCGUCAACUCCUUGGACAUGCUGCGGGCAGCUGCCUUCAGCCCACAGGACCACGAGGACUUUGCCAUCUAGGUCCUGCAGUGCUGGUUUUGUCCGUAUCUCCUUUGCUGGCGUGUUUUUCCUGUGCUUUUUCCCCUUUCUUAAGCAGUUGACUCUAAAAAGAGAUGGAGGUUGUUGCUCUUCUUGGGCUUUAAGAGGCCAAAGUUUCUAAGUUCUCCACCAGGACUGGGAAUCAGCAGGAGACAUCCCUCCUUGAUGGGAAGGCAUCCAGCAGGGAAUGGCUUUUCCUAUGGCAUUGAUACCACUUCUUUCUUACUAAAAAACUUUCAAGGGGGGGAGGGAACGCGAGAGAGAUCCCAUUUUUUAGGCAUUUACAAAUAAAAGUCUACUUUUUGUAACAAGCAGGAAAGGUUGGAACCACGGGGGGGGGCUGUGUCUCUUUUUUACACUAUAGAACCCCCUUUUAAAUCGUUUCGGAGACAAAUGUGAGUCAUGUAAAUGUGUCUUUUGAAGAGGAAAGCACAGUAAAUGCCCUUCCUCCCCACCACGGGCAGGCUUGGGCAGGCUACCAGGCAGUAAAGCACUGUGGGAACUGGGGAUGUUCUUAGCCCAACAAGCAUCUUUCACCAGAAAGGGUUUAUUUUAACAGGGAAUGUUUAAGUGCUCACACACCAUGUAGACGAGGCCCUCAGUGACAUAGGUUAGUGGUGGCCUUGGCAGUGCUGGGGAAUGGUUGGACUUGAUGAGCUUAAAGGUCUUUUCCAAGUGGUUGAUUCUGUGAUUCUCUGAUUUUAGGUUUUGUUCUCAAUUUCGUUGAUUUCUGUUUGAUUUUCAUGUCUCUGCAAAUCUGUGUUUUCUCAUGGCAGGGGAUUGGAACUGGGCAAUCUUAAGGUCCUUUCCAACCCAAACCAGUCUGGGAUUCAAGGAUGCCCUGGCCAUGUGCCUCCUUGCUCCUACCUGGUCUGGGCAAGAAGGGCACCAGCCUUUGAUGUGGGCAGUUCCCCCUUACUGCUGACUGACUCUCUCUUAACACUUCAACUUUCAAGGAAGGAUUUGGCUCUUUUUCCCCUUGGGCCAAUGAUAGGAACAAACUCCUUCAGCACCCGUCCCCUUGCGAGUGCAUUUACACCAUCUCCUCGUCUGCUUCAGCCAUCACAAUUGAAUGAUGAUCUUGCAGCGGCUCAGCAUUAAUGACUGAAGAUGAUGUGUCAGAAGAGGAGAGGGAAGAAAAGUCACCUCUGGGUUAUCAGUGUCUGUAUAGAAGAGCUGGUUUAUCCAUGAGGUUUGCUUUGUCCUCGCCAGCGCUCAGUGUCUGCAUGUCCAGUUCAGUGUGCAAUGAGAACCAGAGACUGAUUAAAAGCCCUGGAGCUCUGUGGGCAUCUAUUUCCAUCCCUGGAAAUCCCCACUGAAAAGCAAUUGCUUUGCUUCCUUUCCAGCUCUUAAUUAAAUGCUCCUUGUGGAUUAGCUGCUGUGAGGACACCCCUGUCUUGCAACAGGAGGAGCUGAUCACAAGUGCUUAGAGGAAAGAAGGUGGUUCAAGGGCUGCUCAUAGGUUUUCCUCUUAGGGCAGGUUUCUUUGUCACCAAGGUCCAUCCCUCCCCAGGGCUGUCACCUCCUCUCAUGGCCAUAGCCCACAUGCCUGGUGGAGACCCAAAGGUUCUCUUUCCUUUGUAGGAAACCCCUUUGGUGAGGGUCAUGAUGCAUUGCUUGGACUCGCGAUGGGCUUUGCUGGCAUCUCAAGCCCAUCUGGCUCCAGAAUCCAGUUCCAGGCUUGGGUUUCCUUGUCUGCUGGACCCUUUUGCACCUUAAUAACCCAAAGCCAACUUCUUCAGGCCUGAUGCCUCAGAAAACAUGGGCUUGAAUGACUGUAAAUAGAUGGAGGUGGUGUUCAUCCCUGGAAAUGCGGCUCCCAGAGUGACCCUCUAAAGCCUCCUGUUGGAAGCCCUUUGUUCUGAUAACAGGCUUUACCCCAAGCAUCCCCUGGGGCUCACCUCUUCACAGACUUAAUCCACUGGUGAAAUUCAGGGACUUCCAAGCUACAGGUGACACAUUUAAGGCUUCUUUAUUAUAAUGGGGGUAGGAAAGCAGGAUAUAAAGGUGUGUUUUUCCCAAAGGCUAUGUGCAGAGAAACCUGGCCAAAAGAUAGGCAAGCUUUACUCACUGAGCAGUGAGGGGAUGACUGAUGGCUUGGUUUGGGGUGGAAGGACCCUACAUGGAAAGGAGCCUCAGGCUGGGAUCACCAUGUGUUGGGUUUGUUAUUGCACACCAGACUCGCUCACUGCUGGGUUGUGGUUUCCCCUUCUUCCCCCUGCCCAUCACUGGCUUCUUUCUCUACACUGAAAUAAUUUUGCACCCACUCUAAGGAGUUCAGACCAACCAUUUGUAGCCGAGACUCGAAGGGACAGCCCCACCAUCUACUUGAGCAGCCUCCAGAACAUACCAAGCCCCAGGUUCCUGCCCUGCUCUGAUUACCCCCCACUGAAUGGUAAUUAAAGCUUCCAGCAGAUGC
Strigops habroptila (Kakapo) is the source of this 5496-nucleotide messenger RNA. It is a transcript of the gene SH3BP4, whose product is annotated as SH3 domain binding protein 4. NCBI's taxonomy places the organism in Eukaryota, Metazoa, Chordata, Aves, Psittaciformes, Psittacidae. The coding region runs from base 165 to 3059 and encodes 964 amino acids. Gene Ontology annotation, cellular component: cytoplasm. The record is from RefSeq and is a predicted model, not a curated record. The transcript is spliced from 5 exons. Gene Ontology annotation, molecular function: protein binding.